Messenger RNA from Eurypyga helias (sunbittern), 1324 nucleotides. RefSeq names its product surfeit 4 (gene SURF4). Bases 1 to 789 code for a protein of 262 amino acids. NCBI's taxonomy places the organism in Eukaryota, Metazoa, Chordata, Aves, Eurypygiformes, Eurypygidae. Gene Ontology annotation, biological process: Golgi organization. The transcript is spliced from 6 exons. Gene Ontology annotation, cellular component: endoplasmic reticulum-Golgi intermediate compartment; endoplasmic reticulum; membrane. The record is from RefSeq and is a predicted model, not a curated record.
AUGGGUGGGAGUAGGAUUGCCCUUUCAUUUCUGCGGGUGACGAAGCAGUACCUUCCGCACGUGGCCCGCCUGUGCCUCAUCAGCACCUUCCUGGAGGAUGGCAUCCGCAUGUGGUUCCAGUGGAGCGAGCAGAGGGAUUACAUUGAUGGCACGUGGAACUGUGGCUAUUUCCUGGCCUCCAUCUUUGUGUUCAUAAAUCUCUUCGGACAGCUGAGUGGCUGUAUCCUGGUGCUGAGUAGGAACUUUGUGCAAUAUGCCUGCUUUGGACUGUUUGGAAUUAUAGCAUUACAGACUAUCGCAUACAGCAUUCUAUGGGACCUGAAGUUCUUGAUGAGGAACCUUGCCCUUGGGGGAGGCUUACUGCUGCUUUUGGCUGAGUCGCGCUCGGAGGGGAAGAGCAUGUUUGCUGGCGUCCCCACCAUGCGGGAAAGCUCUCCUAAGCAGUACAUGCAGCUGGGGGGUCGUGUGCUGCUGGUCCUCAUGUUCAUGACCUUGCUACAUUUUGAUAUGAACUUCUUUUCUAUUCUGCAGAACAUUGUGGGCACAGCCCUGAUUAUCCUGGUGGCAAUUGGCUUCAAGACUAAGCUGGCCGCCUUGACUCUAGUCAUCUGGCUCUUUGGCAUCAACAUCUACUUCAAUGCCUUCUGGACCGUCCCAGCCUACAAGCCCAUGCACGACUUCCUCAAAUACGACUUCUUCCAGACCAUGUCUGUAAUUGGGGGGCUGCUCCUCGUGGUUGCACUGGGUCCUGGCGGCGUCUCCAUGGACGAGAAGAAAAAAGAGUGGUAACAGGAAUAGCAACACUUUCUUGGGACAUAACAUAUCAAGUCCAGAACUGAUUCUCUAUGGAUUCAACAAAAACUGCCAGCAUUUUACACGUACAUGCCCCCUUCCUAUUGCAAAGGCACAGAUGUUCUGAAUUUGAUUUACAGUGGCACCAGUAACAUAAUAGAUAAAAUCCUGUUUCCUCAAGGAAUGUUGCCUAGGCUUAUUCUAACUUCCUAGAUUUGGAACUAACCCAAGGAACCUGCAUUUUGCUGACGCUUCAGUGAGUUGCAGUAGAACAGCUGCUGUCCUCCAUGGCAGCGAUGUUUUAAAAUUUGGAGUACUGUGAGCAGAUACAGCUGUAUCGUUCAGUGUGCUGUCAGGCUCUAGCUAUAACUAUAAAAGUGGAUCCCCUUUCUUGCCCUCAUCAAAACGGUCUUGUGCACAAGGAGUUCCCUUGCUGGUUAUGGCACUGCUGAGCGAGGUGGAAAGCGGCAUCAAAAAACAAGAUCCCUGUUAUUUUGCUGCUCGGAGGCCUGUAAUUCCAUUUUGUUUGACA